Molecule: messenger RNA, 1338 nt
Organism: Arabidopsis lyrata subsp. lyrata
Lineage: Eukaryota; Viridiplantae; Streptophyta; Magnoliopsida; Brassicales; Brassicaceae
Product: probable carboxylesterase 15
Exons: 2
Coding region: 169-1158 (329 amino acids)
Molecular function (GO): hydrolase activity
Source: RefSeq, a predicted model, not a curated record
GCAAAACAAUUAAAACGUGGGCUCCCUUAAAAGAUUUUUGAGAUAUACAACAUCUAUCUCCCGACUUGAUAUGACCAAAGUACCCUUUGUUACUUCCCUCUAUAUAUUUAUGUCACAUGACACUAAUACAUAUAUCCAAAACCAAAAGGGAGACUAAUUAGAGGAAGAAUGGGGUCACUAGGAGAAGAACCACAAGUAACAGAAGACUGCAUGGGUUUGCUUCAACUCCUAAGCAACGGCACCGUUUUAAGAUCCGAGAGCAUUGACCUUAUCACUCAACAAAUCCCAUUCAAAAACCACCAAACCGUUCUCUUCAAAGACUCAAUCUAUCACAAACCAAACAAUCUCCACCUCCGUCUCUAUAAACCCAUUUCUGCCUCCAACCGUACCGCCCUCCCUGUUGUGGUCUUCUUCCACGGUGGGGGAUUCUGCUUCGGCUCACGUUCUUGGCCUCACUUUCACAACUUCUCUGUAACUCUUGCAUCUUCCCUUAACGCCCUUGUGGUCGCACCGGACUACCGGCUAGCACCCGAACACCGUCUCCCGGCUGCCUUUGAGGAUGCCGAGGCGGCUCUCACAUGGCUCCGGGACCAAGCUGUUUCCGGUGGUGUGGACCACUGGUUUGAAGGUGGAACAGACGUUGACUUUGACAGGGUUUUUGUUGUGGGUGAUUCUUCCGGUGGGAACAUGGCUCAUCAACUCGCUGUCCGGUUCGGCUCCGGUUCAAUUGAGUUGACACCUGUUCGGGUUCGCGGUUACGUUCUUAUGGGGCCGUUUUUUGGCGGGGAGGAGAGGACUAACUCCGAGAAUGGCCCCUCUGAAGCUUUGCUCAACUUGGAUUUGCUUGACAAGUUUUGGAGAUUGUCACUACCAAAAGGUGCCAUAAGAGAUCAUCCCAUGGCUAACCCUUUUGGACCGAUGAGUCCAACACUCGAAUUAAUUAGCAUAGAGCCAAUGUUGGUGAUUGUCGGCGGCUCAGAACUCUUGAGAGAUAGGGCCAAAGAGUAUGCAUAUAAAUUAAAGAAGAUGGGAGGAAAAAAGGUAGAUUACAUUGAAUUCGAAAACGAGGAGCAUGGUUUCUACUCGAACAAUCCAUCUUCCGAGGCUGCAGAACAAGUUCUUCGUACUAUUGGAGACUUUAUGAACAACUUGUUUUAAUAGCAUUUGGCCUUUUGAAGGUAACUAAGUGUUUAAUUCAAUUAGGAUUCCAUGUUAAUAAGUUUGCUUGGUGAUUGGUGAAUCAUAUAUAUAUACACGCAUACAAUGUUAUUGGUUUGGUUAUAUAUUGUCGUUCAUCAUAUCCGACCUUAAAUGGUAUAUUCAUCAGUAGUUUCUUUU